UCGCUGUGUCAGAAGCAACAACAGUCAUUCAGCUAAAGGAGCAAUGUCCUAGUCUCCAAGGCGCUGAUGCUUCCGCUGAACGAAUAUCCGUUGACAUUAUCACGAGCACCAAUUCAAAAGAUCACUACGAACUGCAGUUGGAACCAUUUCCAAAUGGCCUUUGUACCCUGACUAUUAUCUCGACUGAUCAAGAGAAUCCAUAUCUCAUUCCAGUCGCCAGAAGCUUUGAUGAUAGGCAAUGGCAACUUGCUGCAGGUCCGUUUGCAGCAUCGCUAGAUUUGGAUUGCCCCAGUGAUGCUAGCGCCUGUAAAAUCCUUCUGCCUCCCGUGAAGAAUGAGGAAAUCUACCGGCUGGCGUCGAAUACACAAUACACUGACAACCCACGAGCACAUUCCAUUCGAUUCUUGGAACGAGCAACAUUUGGUGCAACGGGUGAUCAGCCAGUCAUUGAAAAUUUUGAAGAGUAG
Messenger RNA from Cylindrotheca closterium, 467 nucleotides. Lineage: Eukaryota; Bacillariophyta; Bacillariophyceae; Bacillariales; Bacillariaceae. The record is from the annotation of a GenBank genome assembly.